UUACCGGUAGUUGAUUAAUUCAAGUAUUAAGCUAGGCCUAAGCCUACAUCCCCCAUUUAACAUUUUUAAACGAGUGUGCUAGAAAACAAGCUUACAAUUAAUUAUUUGUCGAAUUGAUAAGACGUAAAGUUCAGGUUAAAUGUAAAAAAUUGGCAGAAUUUAAAAAGUUUUUAUAACUUGUGGUGGUAUGUUUCUGGACAUCAAAAGGUUUUAAAUUAAUUAAUAGAACAAUUGCACCAUUUUUCUGAACCAGUGAACUUCACACCAUGACUGAUAAAAAGAUGGGAGUCAAAGAAGGCCUAAGACUGAGAACAGGACGGCGCCGGUCUUCAGGCGUACUACCAGAGCAUUAUGACUCCAACAAACACUCGGCCACUCACUACUUGCCGACUCCCAGCUCAGUGUACAUCGCAAUGCUCUGUUUCCUUGUGUUAGUUCACACUAUAAUAGUAGAAAUGGAAAAACGACUGCCGACACCUUUGUUGAUCGAAGACGAACCGCUCCACCCUGGACGUUUUAUAGCGGAGAGAGCGAAAAAUCAUGUGUUAAAUUUGACCAGUUUAGGGCCCCGCCCCACUGGUAGUUUUGAGAACGAAGUGUUAGCAAUUAACUUUUUCACAAAAGAAAUUAACUCUAUUAUCGAUAAAGCUAGUAAGGUCCAUAGGAUAUCGACUGAUGUUCAAAAAGUGAGCGGUUCAUUCCCAUUGCAGUUUUUGGACGGGAUGACUAAUGUUUAUAGAAAUGUUCAGAAUGUGUUGGUGAAAAUAGGACCACAUAAAGAGUCUCCGCACAGUUUGUUGGUCAACUGCCAUUUCGACACUGUUCCUGAUAGUCCAGGAGGCAGUGACGAUGGAGCUAGUUGUGCCGUAAUGUUGGAGAUGCUCAGAGUAAUUUCUCGCUCUGACACAGCUCUUGUGCACAAUGUCAUCUUCCUGUUUAACGGAGCCGAAGAAAAUCUUAUGCAGGCCUCUCACGGGUUCAUCACCCAGCACAAGUGGGCAAGUGAGGUGAGGGCUUUUGUCAAUCUGGAGGCUUGUGGCGCCGGUGGACGAGAACUACUGUUUCAGGCCGGCCCGGAGAACCCAUGGCUCAUGGAGGCUUACGCAUCGUCAGUCCCGUAUCCCUUAGCGUCCUCCCUAGCCCAGGAGGUGUUCCAGAGUGGGAUCAUCCCUGGUGAUACAGACUUCCGGAUAUUCCGGGACUUUGGGCACAUCAGUGGUCUGGACUUUGCGUGGUCGUCCAACGGCUAUGUUUACCACACGUUGCUGGACAACGCAGCUCAGAUCCCUCUGGGAACGCUACAACGCACCGGAGACAACAUACUGCCUCUGGUGUUGCGGCUGGCUGCGGCUCCGGAAAUGUCAGACACUGCUGCUUACAGGUCUGGUAAUCUUGUAUUCUUUGACUUCCUCGGAGCGUUCAUCGUCCGCUGGUCGGAGCUGGUGGCCGCUGUGGUCAACAUUGCGGUUGUGAGCCUGUCUGUGUUCGUUGUGUGGAGAAACAUGGACGACGCCAGGAGGCAAGGUCUAGCGAAGCACAUAUACAGUCAACAGCUGGUGACGUGUGGACUGGUCAUCCUGGGCUGGUGGCUGUUGUCUCUGUUAUCAGUAGCUGUUAUCGCCACUGUUCUCACUCUACUCAACAGAGCCAUGAGUUGGUAUUCUCGUCCUGUGUGGAUCAUGUUCCUCUACGUGGUGCCAAGUCUCACAACUGCAUUGACAGUAGUCUUAGUUGCGGCUAGACGCCAGAAAAAGGUUGUUCCAUCACGGUGGCUGCAGUUCAGGUUGUUCUGGGACGCUCAUCAGCUGUUGUUCACGUUGUUCCUGGUAGUGGCCAUUGUUCUCAGGGUUCGUUCCGGGUUUAUCGUCGCAUUGUGGGUGUCCUUUGCUUCAGUGGCGAACGUUCUAACCCAGCGCACCCUUGCCAAGUACAGAGGGGACUGGAAGUGGAUCUUAGUUAUUAUGGGUGUCAUGUUGCUGCCUUAUAUACAGAACGGCUACAUGAUCAACGGAGCUCUACUAUUGAUUGUCCCCAUCAUGGGACGGAGCGGCUCCGGUAACCAUGCGGAGCUGGUGUUGUCUCUUCUAGCCACCGCCAUGUUUAUGCUGCUACUCACCUUUAUUGUGCCGAUGAUCUUGCUGGUCCGUAACCCGCAGAGAGUCGUCAGUUUUCUCACGGCUGUGUUCGCCGUGUCAGUUCUUACCUUGGUGUUGACGCCUCUCGGCUUUCCGUACUCCAGCGACCCUGUACACCCGACGCCUCAGCGGUUCAUGAUAGUCCACGUGGACAGGAUGUACCACAACUACGAGGGCGCCGUGCGCUCUCAGAAAGCUGGGUUCUGGGUUGUCAACAUGGACGUCAACAGUCCCAGAUCGGUGGCGUCGCUGGUCCCCGAGGUGGCGCAGGCCGAGCUCAUAGACGAGGAGUGUCGAACUGAGCUGUAUUGCGGUUUGCCGUACCUCAUACCUGUCUACUCAAUCGUGUGGCAAGGACACUGGAUACCAGCCCCACAGCCCAAUGUGGCUGUAGUGACAGACCUGACCCUGCUACAAAGGGAGGACAGACAUAACGAUGUUGUCAGACUGAAAUUGAGAGCCAGAGGAUCCCAUCACAUGAGUGUAGUGAUGUCACCAGUCCCUGGUGUACAGCUACUCCGAUGGAGUCUAGAUCCGGGUGAGCCGUUGAAAAGUUUAGUCAAUUUCAACGGACGACCGACGUACUUCGUCUACUUUGCCUACGCCUCUGACCCAGAACCGUGGCACUUCUGGGUCGACUUUCAGACCCCACCGGGUCACAGAGGUCCCCUGGUGGACAUGGGGGUCGGAGGUCAUUUUGUCCAUGGGGCAGACCAGAGGUCAGUACCGCUGCGUAGGCUACUGUCCAAGUUUCCACCCUGGACGACCUGCACCGCGUGGACGGCGGCGUUCAAGAGUUAUGUCUUCUGAUGCGCCACGUCUAAUGUUUAAUGUUUACUUCAGACUGACUCCUCGGUAUCAGCUCGGUUACCUCCAAUCUUCUGUAUCCUUUGAUCUUAAGUCUAAUUUCAAUAUUUUAUACCGUUACUCGAUCUCAAUGCCUUCUCAGAUAUUGUAUAAACUAAGAAGUUUUUGGGCAUCUCAAGGAAUUUCACCAUCUUCAACAAUUAGGCACUGGAUUAUAGCUUUAAAAAUUGACCAAACUAAAAUCCAGUCAACUGGAGUUACCUUUGAGUCUGAUUAUUAAAUAUGUUGUUAUAGUGCACUGAUCAAAAAGUUAUUGCUGAACAAUUCAGGGUUUUCAUAAAAUAAUGGUAUAGUUUUAUUGUAAGAUAGAAAAAAUAUAUUUUUAAAACCUCAAACACGUCAGGGAUUGUUAUAUAUUAUUUAUUAUUAAUAUUCUUCAAUGAAAAAGGUCUAUUUUAACCUAAUAAUAGCGUACACCGUGAUAAUAAACACAGCCUAAUAAUAAAUAUUGUAAGGAUACCCAGCGUUAUUUUUGUUGAAAUCAAAAGCAAGUGGAGUUACAGACAAUUGAUAAAUUAACACUUAAAAGUGCCAAACAUGUAUGAUUUCCUAUGGAAAAUAUUUUAAGUAUUUACCAAAGAUUUGCGUCAAAACAUUACUGUCAUUAUAACAUGACAGUUCAGGCAAUACGGUCAUAUAAAGUUAAUUUAUUUUGUAAUAUGGAUUGGGACUUUUGAAAAGAGAGUUAAACGUUAUAUAGGUUAUACAUUUUAGUUUAUAUGUUUCUUUGUCAUUGUUAUUUGUGUUUUUUUUAACUCUUAUGUUUACUGAAUAAAACAUAAUAAGAUUUAUUUAACUUAAGAUAUAUUUAGUCAAUGUGGUAGAGGCUCACAAAGUUGAAUAUUUUUGAAAUUAUAAUUAGUUUAAAAUGUUCACAUAACGCAAGACAAGUGUUUGGUUAAAUAAUGGAAAUAAAAAUACAUUUCCACGUACCGCUUAACUAAUAAUUGCAUUAUUCAACAUUUUGUCAUGUUUUAUAACACUUACUCAAAAACACAUCCCAAUUUUUACUUUACGACUUGAUAUCAAUCUCAGUUCUUGAAUUUUUAAACUUUUAAAUUGAAAUAUUAGCCUAUUUUUAACAAGUUACGAGAGCUUCUAAAACAAGCAUUCCUCUAUUUUGUGGGACUCUACUGUGAAUAGGAAGAACAACUUUUACAAUUCAACAACGAUUUCGAUACUAAGGUCUGCUGGGAAUAUUGAUAUGUUAAGUUUCAACAAAUGUGUUUACCAUUGUCGUUUUGUGUUUUAGUUUUGCUUGAAACCCCUUUGUUGUUCAUCCGACAACGGAAACAAACAUUAGAGUUUUGUAAUUAGUUAUUCAGUGAGAAGUUGUAACUUACUUUAAGUUAGUGGCUGUAGUAUAAAAAAUCAUUGAAUUAUAACUUAACACAUUCGCUGCGGUAGUACAACUUUAUUGGCUGCCAGGAAGUCACUGGUUGAUGGAAAUAUUUUUUUUUAUUUUUUUUUUUAUAAAAGAGGUUGGCGGCCUCUUUUAACCUUGCAUUUGCCCGUCCACAUAGACUACAGAUCUGUGCGUGGAACGUAUCCAGCAAAGCAAGGGGUGAGCCGGUACAGAACAAAGGUAAACUGUACUGAUUAAAGUUAGUGGUAGUGACCAGGAUCCGAACCCACGACAGUACUGCCUUGGGCCCGAAGUCCGCGACGCUACCGACUGAGCCACCGAUUCACCAAAAUAAAAAUUGUUCAAACUCGAUUUUAACCAAAAACAGAACUACAGUAUAGCAAUGUACUGUGUGGCUGUUUUGGGGUGUAGGUUUUACAGUUUUUUAGGUUACAAGUUUUACAGAAGCACAAGUUCUAUUACUAUUAAGUGCAGUUUGGGAGCUGGUCUAGUGGUAGAGCGAGAGGCUUAAUUCCAUGAGGUUUCGGGUCAAAUCAUUAAUGAAUUUUAUCUGUGAUAAUGCCGCAACCCUAUAGGACCAGUCUGGAGUAAUGUGUAAAACAAUAAUUCUCAGCUAGAGCCCAGAGUCAUGGAUUGUGAAGGUGAGAAAUAGAAAAGGGAAUAAAUCUGCAAGGGGAAAAUUAGCAUGAAAAUGGAGUUUUCUAGAUCCAUUCACGCUCAACCGCAUAAUUGUAAACUCCAAAUUUGUUUGGAGAAUCGCACACUAGUGUAGGCGGCUUACCGCAGCUAAUGUGUUAGCUAAGGGAACCCAAUUUUCCAUAGAAACCCAGCAUGAGGGUUUAAUAAAGGCUGAUAUGUGGUGAGAAUUAUCAAACUAGAUUUGUAAGUAUGUUUGUAUUUAGUGCCUUUAUAGUUUGUGGCAUGGUUUGUAUUUUACCGUUGACCACUGGUACUGAACCAUAUGUCUCACAUUCAUACUUGGCUUAAAAUACCUACCUUCGGUAUGGUCGCCAUUUCAGUUAAAAGUAUUAAAGUAAAGUUAGUACGGUUGUAGUGGACAGAGAAAAAUGGUUUGAUAUAAAUCUUUAGUACCUUAUCUUUUGUGGAUUUGCUUGUGUUAUUUAAACAUAUCACUGGGUUAUAUGGAUGCAAAGUCUAUUUCAGUAUCAGUUGUCUGUGGUUUUACUAUCUUUAGAUUGGUUAUAAUAAUCAUACAAAACUGAAAUGUCUUGCUGAAUGUUAAAUGUUACAAACUUGGCUGGGUUGUCUGCUAGUCAACUUGAAUCAUUCAACUUAUGUGUAUCAAGAUCAACACUGUUUCUUACCUUAACAAUCCUUAAUUGCAUAACCUAAAAUCACUGGUUACCGAAAUAUUUAAGUGCUUAACACAGUUUGUUGUCUUGUGUUGUCCUUAUGAGGAAUGAAGUUUGCUAUUCCUAUAAAUUUCACCAUAAGAUUUUAAACUUGAAACAAAACAAACAUUUCCAAGUUCAAUUUAGCAGCAAACCUAAGUAUUCAUUGAGGCAAUGUAAUUUAUACAGGGUUUUGGAUUUAUUUGUGAAUUUGAAUUUCCAUCAAUUUCUUUUUACCUGGUAAUAAAAACACUCGCCAACAAUAUAAUAUAUGGACACAGGAAGACCAAUUUAGGUUGUCCUAAUCCUAUUCUUUUAUACUAAUAAAUAAAUUAUCAAUUCUACAGGGUCAGUAAGGUAAGAAACAACAAAUUCUUGAGAUUAAUAUAAAUCCAUGGUUUAAAAACCUUAGUAUGUAUCAUUGUGGCUGGUAUAAAAAGAUUUCUCCAUUAAAUAAAAGUAUUGUAUUUAUUGUAAAUUGUACUUUAGCACAGUUAAUUUAUUAAGUUACAUCUUAACAUCAAUCUGAGCACUGAAUUAAACAGUUUUUGUAUUUGUAAAUACAUUUAUGUCUUUAUUAUUUAUGUAAUAAAAU
Molecule: messenger RNA, 6315 nt
Organism: Macrosteles quadrilineatus (aster leafhopper)
Lineage: Eukaryota; Metazoa; Arthropoda; Insecta; Hemiptera; Cicadellidae
Product: endoplasmic reticulum metallopeptidase 1-like
Exons: 16
Coding region: 267-2945 (892 amino acids)
Biological process (GO): proteolysis
Molecular function (GO): metalloexopeptidase activity
Source: RefSeq, a predicted model, not a curated record